GAACAACUAAAAAACUCUAUUUUUCCGAGAAACAGAAAUCCUAGAAUCUUCUUUGCAAGAGUUAGCUAUUCAACAACAACGACUACAACAACCACCACAAUGUCAACAGCAGCCUUCUGCUAUAAUACAGGGACUGUUACUCCCGUAGCAGCAAUUUGUGGACGUAAGAAGAGAUCUAUCCUGACAGAUCCGUUAUCUGAGGACUGGGGGGAGAUCAUACCAUCUAGUCAAUUCAAAUCUCCUCUCAGUGAACUGGAGAGUGGAGAUGCUAUUGCAAAACCUUCUGCUCGAGAUGCUCGUCUAUUCUUGCUCCUAGCAUCAACAUCAACCAUUAGUGUAACUGCCACAACAACAACAACAGCUUUUACAGGAACUUUAACAAUAUCUAUUGGGUGUGUACCGCAGGGCAUCUCCGCUUGUCCAACUGGAUAAAUCGUUUGUUAUCGUUAUUCUUCUUGUUAUCAUGAUGCUUGACUGAUGUGAUUCUAACAGUGAGUAAAAUAAAUUGUUAUGUAAUGUUAA
Messenger RNA from Eurytemora carolleeae, 522 nucleotides. RefSeq lists its product as uncharacterized. The coding region runs from base 100 to 432 and encodes 110 amino acids. The transcript is spliced from 4 exons. NCBI's taxonomy places the organism in Eukaryota, Metazoa, Arthropoda, Copepoda, Calanoida, Temoridae. The record is from RefSeq and is a predicted model, not a curated record.